Messenger RNA from Morus notabilis, 591 nucleotides. RefSeq names its product ras-related protein Rab5. Lineage: Eukaryota; Viridiplantae; Streptophyta; Magnoliopsida; Rosales; Moraceae. Gene Ontology annotation, molecular function: GTPase activity; GTP binding. The transcript is spliced from 7 exons. The record is from RefSeq and is a predicted model, not a curated record. Bases 43 to 591 code for a protein of 182 amino acids.
GGAAACAAGAAUAUACAAGCCAAACUGGUUCUUCUUGGAGACAUGGGAACUGGAAAAACAAGUUUGGUACUGAGAUUUGCCAAAGGUCAAUUCUACGAUUACCAGGAAUCAACAAUCGGAGCAGCAUUCUUCACUCGGGUGGUGUCGCUGAAUGAAGCCACCAUAAAAUUUGAUAUAUGGGACACAGCAGGGCAGGAAAGAUACCACAGUUUGGCUCCGAUGUAUUAUCGCGGCGCAGCCGCAGCAGUUGUCGUUUAUGAUGUCACAAGCACGGACUCAUUUGUGCGGGCCAAAAAGUGGAUCCAAGAAUUGCAGAGGCAAGGAAAUCCAAAUUUAGUCAUGUUCUUGGCAGCUAACAAGGCCGACUUGGAAGAAAAGAGAAAAGUAGGCGCUGAGGAAGGUGAGCAAUAUGCUAAAGAAAAUGGAUUGUUCUUCCUAGAAACGUCUGCAAAAACUGCUCAGAAUGUGAACGAACUUUUUUAUGAAAUAGCAAAGAGAUUGGCUAAGUCUAUUCCUUCACGUCCAACUGGGAUGAAAUUGGACAGAGGGUCACGAGAAAGCGGGAGAAGACUGUUUUGUUGCACUGUGUGA